UGGAGACGAGGCAGAGGCUGGCUUAGUGGCGGAAGGCUCAUGGCGUGGAGACAACUGAAAAAGCGGGCCCUGGAUGCUGUGGUCAUCCUGGGGGGUGGAGGACUUCUCUUUGCCUCCUACCUGACAGCCAUGGGGGAUGAGCAUUUCUAUGCUGAAUACUUGAUGCCGACUCUGCAGGGGCUCCUGGACCCAGAGUCAGCUCACAGGCUGGCUGUUCGCUUUAUCUCCUUGGGGCUCCUUCCUCGAGCUACAUUUCAAGACUCUGACAUGCUGGAAGUGAAAGUCCUGGGCCAUAAAUUCCGAAAUCCAGUAGGAAUUGCUGCAGGAUUUGACAAACAUGGGGAAGCUGUGGAUGGCUUGUAUAAGCUGGGCUUUGGCUUUGUUGAGAUAGGAAGUGUGACUCCCAAGCCUCAGGAAGGAAACCCCAAGCCCAGAGUCUUCCGCCUGCCUGAGGACCAAGCUGUCAUUAACAGGUAUGGAUUUAACAGCCACGGGCUCUCAGUGGUGGAACGCAGGUUGCGGGCCAGACAGCAGAAGCAGACCAAGCUCACAGAAGAUGGGCUGCCACUGGGAAUAAACUUGGGGAAGAAUAAAAUGUCGGUGGAUGCUGCUGCAGACUAUGCAGAGGGGGUUCAGGUCCUGGGCCCUUUGGCUGACUACCUGGUAGUGAACGUGUCCAGUCCCAACACAGCUGGGCUGCGGAAUCUUCAGGGAAAGGCUGAGCUGCGCUGCCUGCUGACCAAGGUGCUGCAGGAGAGAGAUGCCUUGAAGGGAAUGCAGAAGCCAGCAGUACUGGUGAAGAUCGCUCCCGACCUCACAGCUCAGGACAAGGAGGACAUUGCUAGUGUGGCGAGAGAGUUGAGCAUUGAUGGGUUGAUUGUCACGAACACCACAGUGAGUCGCCCUGCUGGCCUCCGGGGAGCUCUGCGUUCUGAGACAGGAGGGCUGAGUGGGAAGCCCCUCCGUGAUUUAUCAACUCAGACCAUCCGGGAGAUGUAUGCGCUCACCCAAGGCAGAAUUCCCAUAAUUGGGGUCGGUGGUGUCAGCAGUGGGCAGGAUGCACUGGAGAAGAUCCAGGCUGGUGCCUCCCUGAUUCAGCUAUACACGGCCCUCACCUACCAGGGACCACCAGUGGUGGGCAGAGUCAAACGGGAGCUGGAGGCCCUCUUGAAAGAACGGGGUUUUAGCAGAGUCACAGAUGCCAUUGGAGCAGAUCAUCGGAGGUGAGGAUGUUGGACAGAAGCCUGUGACUGGAUCAUGUGAAGGACUCUAAAGCCAUAUCCCCAAACCACAGCUUAGCAGGACUGUAACAGCCAAUCAUGGGGAGGUCACCAGAGUCAAUGAAGGCUUUUUUCAAUUGCUUGCUCAAACCAUAAACUUAUAGUUAUGAUUCUUUCUGGAUCCAAAUCCCAGGAUCCUUCAAUUUGUAAGGCCAUUGACUAUUUUGGGGAAAAUCAUGGAAAAGAUAAAACCUGGAUUUGAACAUACCCUCUUUCUGCAGGACCAGGGCUUUGUCCAGUGCUACAGGUCUUUCUAGGCCACGCUUCCUGGAUCUGCUGUGGGCUUCCCAGGAUGUGACUUUAAUUUUACCUGUUUUUAUUUAUCUUAGAAAUUUUAACUUUAUUUUGAAAUUACUUCAAACAUAGACAAAAGUUGCAAGAAUGGGGCUGGGUUGUGGCUCAGUGGUAGCACUUGCCUAGCAUGUGUGAGGCACUGGGCUCAAUCCUCAGCACCACAUAGAAAAAUAAAUAAGGUUAUUAUGUCCAACUCCAAUUAAAAACAUCUUAAAAAUUUAAAAAGUUGCAAGAAUGGUGUAGUGAUGCUGGGUGCUGUGUCUGUAAUAAUCCCAGAGGCUCAGGAGGCCAAGGAAAGACCCUAAGCAACUUUAGCAAGACCCUGUCUCAAAAUAAAAAACAUAAAUAGAAAAAGCUGGGGAUAUAGUUCAAUGGUAAAAGCACCCCUGGGUUCAAUCCCAAGUACCCAGGAGAGUGGAUUAGGUCUCACCCUACUGACCUCACUUAAAUUUGAUUCUCUCUUUCUUUUUUCUUUAAUAUUUUUAAUUGCCGAUGGACACAAUAUCUUUAUUUUUAAUUUAUUUUUUUAUGUGGUGCUGAAAAUCAAACCCAAUACCUUGUACUUGCUAGGCAAGCACUCUACCACUGAGCCACAACCCCAACCCACUUGAUUAUCUCUUUAAAGACUCUGUCUCCAGGGCUGGGGAUAUAGCUCAGUUGGUAGAGUGUUUGCCUCACAAGCACAAGGCCCUGGGUUCAAAUUCCCAGCACCACAAAAAAAAAAAAAAAAGACUCUGUCUCCAAAUAAG
Messenger RNA from Sciurus carolinensis (gray squirrel), 2323 nucleotides. RefSeq names its product dihydroorotate dehydrogenase (quinone) (gene Dhodh). Gene Ontology annotation, cellular component: mitochondrial inner membrane; cytoplasm. The coding region runs from base 40 to 1227 and encodes 395 amino acids. Gene Ontology annotation, molecular function: dihydroorotate dehydrogenase activity. The transcript is spliced from 9 exons. The record is from RefSeq and is a predicted model, not a curated record. NCBI's taxonomy places the organism in Eukaryota, Metazoa, Chordata, Mammalia, Rodentia, Sciuridae. Gene Ontology annotation, biological process: 'de novo' pyrimidine nucleobase biosynthetic process; pyrimidine ribonucleotide biosynthetic process.